UGUUCAGAGCACAGCUGUAGUUGGACAGCUAAAAUAUAGUAGCACAUAAAGACGUGACAGACAAAGACGUGCAGUAAAGAAAUCACCAGUUUGCACAUCACAGCAGGGAUUCAACUAGCAGGAAUGCAACUCAGAAGUCACAUCAUCAGGAUUUGGCUGUUUGUGGGAACUUGGUGCCUGAUGGUGGAAAGAUCUGGAGUAGCAUGUGCUCGCUGUGACGGAUAUAUGGCAUAUAACAACAAAACAUGCUGCUCGCCAUGUGAAAGCAAAUCUGAGAAAAUCAACCCAUGCGAAAACAAACAGGUUCGGGAAGAGGUGUGUCGAUGCGACAAAGAUUUUGCUUGUGAUAGCAAGGACUGUAAUUCAUGCAUAUAUCUGACUCCAUGCAGUGCUACACAGAGGACAGGUGAUACAAUCUAUGAAUACACUUGUCCAACAAAAAGCACGACACCAAUAGCCACUGUAUAUUCCACUGAGAAGACAACAAAGAAUCCAGAGAAAAGAGAUAAAGUUCAUGAAAUCACUCUCUACCUCAUGUUAGUGAUCUCCAUCCUGGUUUUAUUGUCUGUUAUCUUUCAUAUAUUUAUAUGGAAAGCCAAAUCAAGACUACAUAAGAAACAUACAGAUCUUAAUCAGAUCCCUCAAUCAACUGUGAUAAUGAAUCCAAAGGAAGACAUUGAUACUUCAAGCUGCCAGUUUCCAGAGGAGGAACAUGGGGAAAAUACACUGGAUAAAGACUCCAUGCACUAUUUUUUAAACUUUGAAUGCUAAACAUAUUUCUUAGUAUUUUAGGCACCAGUUUUGACAUGAGUAUAAAAAAAGAAGCAUAAGGAAGAAAACAAUGUAUUUUGCCAAAAGAGUAACUGGUAUAAAUGGUAGAUGGAUAUUUAAGGAUUCCGAAAUCUCUUGCAAACUUGCAUAUGACUUGGCAAACAAAGUAAGAAUUUCUGCUUUGCUGGGAGUCUGAAAUACAAUGAAAAAUAUCAAAAUAUGCCUGAUCUGCUAUUAACACUGCAUCCAAAACACUGCCUGACAACCUGAAAGUUGACUCAUUUUCAAUAUUAGAACCUUUAAGUAAAGUAGAACCUCUAAUGUGCUGCAAAUCUUCAUGUGGAAAAACUUAUGGUGACAAAUCUGAAAUAAGCAUGCAAUUUGAAGUUUUUCAUGAAGUCUUUUCACCUUACAAGAAAUUUUCAUGAUGAUUUAUGAUAAAUAGGAAGAAAAAGUGCAGAUUUGGUCAGAUUUGGGUGGAGAUUUUUUCAAAAAAUUGUGAAACCGUUUCGGAUUCUGAUAAAUAUUUGUGCAAUUUGCACAUACAUGUCUGCUAUAUCAAAAUACAGAAUAUAUGUUUAUAUUGAUAGAGUUUAUACAGAUCAUAAGUUAAUAAAUUCCUGCCUAAACACAAAUGGGUAAUUAGUUGGCAUGGCAGGUUCAUUAGAUUUUGGUAACAAAGCCUGUUAUGGGGCUUAGAGGGCUAGACCUACGCAAACUGGACUCUUUGUUCUUGUGAUAGUUUAAGGUUGAAUAUUAAUGUAUAGAGGGGAUGGCUGCCUCUUUUUAUAAAUGUGAAUCAGUUUGUGGACUAGCAUUUUAAAUCCUGGAAAAAAAUUAUAAAAUAUUAUAAUUUAAAGCUAGUAUCUUUAUGGAAACUAAUUCUAAAUUAUCAUUUGCAUC
Xenopus laevis (African clawed frog) is the source of this 1674-nucleotide messenger RNA. RefSeq lists its product as uncharacterized. Bases 124 to 771 code for a protein of 215 amino acids. The transcript has 6 exons. NCBI's taxonomy places the organism in Eukaryota, Metazoa, Chordata, Amphibia, Anura, Pipidae. The record is from RefSeq and is a predicted model, not a curated record.